Messenger RNA from Symbiodinium sp. CCMP2592, 447 nucleotides. The record is from the annotation of a GenBank genome assembly. NCBI's taxonomy places the organism in Eukaryota, Dinophyceae, Suessiales, Symbiodiniaceae.
AUGGAGGGUGAGUCUCUCAACAUCUUGAAGCAUGGCUGGGGCUACACCUGCCCGGUCUCCACGGUCGGCAUCUUCAACAAGUGCUACGAAGCGACUCGCCGGCGGAACGCUUCCGCCUCUUUCUUGGCCCUAUGGGCUUUGGUUCUGAUUCGCCGACAGAGUGAAUGUUGGCCUGCGGUGAAGUGCGAGAAGAAGUCUGCGAAGGAAAUGGGCCAGCAUGUGAUGGAUGGACUCUCCCACCAUGCGGGCAACCUCAUGGGUGCCCUCUCUGGCGCUUUGACGGGCGACGACCAGAAGGAGAAGAAGAUGUUCAAGGAGGAGGACAAGCCCGACAUGGACCUGGGCGCAACAGCAAAGAGUGCCUGGGCUUCGAUGCUCAGCGACGACAAGGAAAAGGAUGUUUGCGUUGGCGGCCGCAAGGUGCACGUGUGGAAGGUCACCGAAUGA